Acaulospora morrowiae is the source of this 1878-nucleotide messenger RNA. The record is from the annotation of a GenBank genome assembly. Lineage: Eukaryota; Fungi; Glomeromycota; Glomeromycetes; Diversisporales; Acaulosporaceae.
AUGGCGAAUUGCGACUACGCACGCGAUCAAGCGCACUUUGACAUAAAAGAUCUAUCCGAUUUUGAGUUCUACUCCCGGGAGUCUCUCGGCAGUAGCUUUGGGCACCAGGUCACCACGAAUUCCAUAUAUUUAAAUGCAUUAACUUUAAUGCAAACGACCAGAGAUAAGGAUCCUCGUUCUUUCUCGACUUUUACUUUCAGUCAUUUGGCGGUGGUGUCAGUCAUGAAUGGACUGAAAUCCAAAAAAUUGUUCAAGAAAAAAUGCAAAUGGGUGUUAAAUAGAUUUCUUGCCUGCAAUGGGUCAACCUUUAAAGAUCUUAAUCCCUCUCGUGAAAACCCUAAAAUUUCUUGGAAACCACGAUUGCCCUAUCUCCCGUACCGAAGAACGCUCAAAAUAGCAAACAGCAUGGCCGCGGAGCUUAAUAGCACGAACGAAGAGGGCAUAAGGAUCGUGCGUUCCAUGCCUGAAACUGGUAUAAUAAUCGCCUUUUGCGAAAAGUUCAAGUCUUUCAUGAAAGGAAUCGACUUUUGGCCGGAGGAAUUGGAGCGAGCGUUGGUUGAUCAAGGCGAGAAUGAUUUGAUAGAGCAAUUGCACUGCACCUUUUUGUCCAAUUGCUUAAAUCGAACGAAACAAGUCGCUCGACAGUCAUGGAGAAAAUUGUUGUCCGACACCAUUGAUCAAAAACUAAAAAAGAGUUACCAAUUUUAUCAAGAUUUUAAUCCUCUUCGUAGGGUAAAAAGUUAUUACGAACUGGAUGUCAAGGACAAGGUCUUAAUUUUGAAUAAUCUCAUAAAUUGGCAAUUACAAGAUAGUAAAGACAUUCGCAGGUUGAUAGAGGAGGAAUACAGGAAUGCCAAGAAAAAUCAAGAAAAUGCGUUAGAGGUAGAACCGUAUGGCGAAGAUCGAAGAGGUCGAAAGUAUUAUUAUUUUGGAAAAGGCGCAAGACUAUAUCGUGAGAAGGUUUUACACGGAAAAGGCAAUAAACCCGAUAAAUAUACAUUUGAAGCGAUAACAUCGACCAUCGAGGAUAUAGAAAAUUAUGUUAAAGAUCCCAAGGAGCUGAAGGCAUCGAUGAGAAAAGAUAAAAAACUUUAUAAUAAACUGGUGGGCGAGCUUAUACCCUCGAUCAAGGAAGCCAUUGAAGCAAAGGAACGAAGAGAUGCUAGAAGAUUACGUCAAGAGAAAUUUGCUCAGAAGGUGGCUCUGUUACACGCUAAUUCAGAGAUAGUUGCAAGCCGCACUCGCAGUGGUACAAGGAAAGCGCUUGGUCUAGAGCCCUAUCAGAGAUCCGCAUCAACGAUUUCCUCCGCCUCGUCUAACAAACCUGACGACGAAUACAGCUAUUCUUCCAGCACUCACAUGACAAGGGCAAAAUCAGUCCGUGAUUAUGUCAAACGAAAGUAUCUUGAAUCGUCAACUGAUGAUGAGGAAGAAAAUUCCCACUAUUCUGGAAGUCGUCGGUUAACUAGAUCUCGGACCAGCAAAAGGUCGAGAUCAUCGACAGUCGAAAUUAUUCGUCAGGAAACCGAUGACCUUGAUUCACUUUUGAACGGGGUUUCCAACUUAAAAACGGAAAACGGAAAAGAAAGCAACGGAGUCUCGUUGAGUCGGUCAGGAUCGAUAAGAUCAAAUGCGACUCACUCCACCGAUGCUACCGAAUUAUUUCGUGAAAAUUUUGGUCCCGAUUCGGAAACUUCGGUUUCAGAAAAAGUACCGGGUAGUGGCGAUUACAAAGAAGUUUUUGGUACCGAUUCAGGGAACGAGCUAUCCGAACCAUCAUCCUCCUCAGACGAAGAUGCACGUGACUCGGAUAGCGACUUCAAGCUAAACGAGGACGGUUCUGAGGCGGAGGAUGAGGCGUUACCUGAAAGCGACUAG